AUGACUACCCCGAGAGACACAUAUGCUCCGCAGAGGGUUGGAACAAUCAUGUCGCAGGUGAAUGAGACUACCACCAAAGCAUCUGUUACAACUGUCACCAUAGUUAUCGAUGCGCCGACGACAACGUUUGUUCCAGCAAGCGUUGUUUACACUGGCGGAUCAACUAUUGUUCUCACAACCCGCUAUACUACUACCACUGCAUCGGCAUCCGUAGUGUAUGUCCCCGACGCUGCGUUUCACUGCAGCGUUGUCGACACCGAGUGCCGUCAGCAGCGCUUGCUCAUGCUUGAUUACGAAGCCCGCAGCAGCCGCGACUACCAGGACCCAGAGGUGGUCUCAACCAUCACCAACCGGCAAACUACCGUUGCCGCGACCACGCUGACUGGCAGCUAUACUCGGUCUAUUACUAUCACCAUCACCAACUCUCGGAUCGUAGCUCAGACAAGGCGUCACACUGUUAUCAAUGCGGAAGUGAGGACUUACAUCCUCACCGAGUUCUAUCACCUGGUUUAUGUGCACAAGACACAAUUUAUCACGGCUAACAACUUCAACACAGUUACUACUACUAGCGCCACAACCGUGCUAAACACUCGUUACAGCACUGUUGUUAUCACUCGUACGCGGCCUACAACGGUCACUGAGGAUGUUUACACAUCUGCUCAGACAAUCCUUUCGACGCUUACAGUAUGGACUGGAGCGUCGGCUGUUACUAGCGGAACGACUACCGUACACGACGUUAUGGAAGGUUUUUAA
Molecule: messenger RNA, 753 nt
Organism: Fusarium coffeatum
Lineage: Eukaryota; Fungi; Ascomycota; Sordariomycetes; Hypocreales; Nectriaceae
Exons: 5
Coding region: 1-753 (250 amino acids)
Source: RefSeq, a predicted model, not a curated record